Molecule: messenger RNA, 1674 nt
Organism: Sclerotinia sclerotiorum 1980 UF-70
Lineage: Eukaryota; Fungi; Ascomycota; Leotiomycetes; Helotiales; Sclerotiniaceae
Exons: 3
Coding region: 1-1674 (557 amino acids)
Biological process (GO): transmembrane transport
Molecular function (GO): transmembrane transporter activity
Source: RefSeq, a predicted model, not a curated record
AUGUCCAGCGCAGACCGGGAAAAUACAAUUGAAGCAACGGGGGUUGAACGGCAUGAGAGUAGACUUUCUCGAAUAAUCUCCCGAAUUGACCAUGACGACGCGGAGAUACGAUAUGAUAUUGAGGGUAAAGACAACCAAAUAUCUCAACCGGAUUCAUCCGCAUCCAGCAUCUUAGGCUCCCGCAAGAAAGUAAUACAUUGGGAGGUGAAUGACCCGGAAAAUCCAUACAACUGGUCCUCGGCGCGGAAGUGUUACAUCGUUCUCGUAGGAAUGCUCGUGGUGAUCAAUAGUACCAUGGGUUCUUCGUUACCUUCAAAUGCAAUCCCAUAUAUUGCUCCACACUUUCACAUAACAUCGGAUUCUGCGCAAAUAUUACCAAUAUCAAUGUACCUCCUUGGAUAUGUCCUUGGACCUUUGGUAUUUUGCCCAUUAUCAGAACAGUAUGGAAGAAGAAAUAUCAUGUUGGCAACCUUUUUCGGCUACACUGUUUUCACUCUAGGUUGCGCCUUAACACCAACGUGGGGAGGGCUAUUAGCAUUUCGUAUCCUUGCCGGUAUCAACGCAAGUAGCCCUAUUUCUGUCAGUGGAGGUAUCUAUGCAGAUAUAUACAAGGAUCCAGUCCCAAGAGGGCGAGCUAUGGCGGUCUUUACUGGAGGUACUUGUGUAGGUCCUGUAGCGGCCCCAAUCAUAUCGGGAUAUAUAUCUCCUGCGCUGGGUUGGCGUUGGACGUUCUGGAUCGGUUUGAUUGUCGCUGGUGCAUCUUGGAUUCCUCUCGUAUUUCUUCCGGAAACCUAUGGUCCUGUUCUACUCCUUAAACGCGCGAAGAAAUUGCGCAAGGAAACAGGUAAUCCAGAAAUAUUUGCGCCCAUCGAGCUAGAAAAGCAAGACUUGAAACAAAUGAUAACCGUGACUUUCACGCGACCUGUUCGCAUGCUAUUUUUCGAACUUAUUGUUUUGGCCGCUUGCUCCUACCUCGCCCUGGCGUAUGGGAUAUUCUACAUGUACUUUGAGGCUUUUCCCAUUAUCUUUGAAGGAAUUUAUGGUCAAUCAUCUGGUGUGUCUGGUCUUAUGUUCCUUCCGAUUGCCGGUGGUGCCGUUCUAGCUACCAUUGUGUUUCUCUGGUGGGAUACAUAUCUCCGCAAAGCUCAAGCAGCCAAUAAACCUUGGACUAAAAAAGAAGAAUCUCGACGACUUCCGCUAGCUCUUUUCGGUGGACCUCUUUAUGUGAUUUCGCUUUUCUGGUUGGGCUGGACAUCUCAUGUCUCAAUUCCUUUUUAUGUUCCGAUGUUGGCUGGUAUUCCAUUUGGAAUGGGCUUUAUUCUAAUCUUCGUCGCAUUAAUCAACUAUUUGACAGAUGCCUAUGAAGUUUUUGCCGCGAGUGCUAUGGCUGCAUCGAGCUGCUGUAGAAGCUUGGCUGGUGCGGUGUUGCCAUUUGCGGCCAAGCCUAUGUACUCCAGACUGGGAGUGCCAUGGGCAAGUAGUCUGCUUGCCUUUCUGAGUCUGCUCAUGUGCGGAAUACCGCUGUUGUUUAUGUGGAAGGGUGAUCGUAUUAGGGAGGGGAGUGUAUUUUGUCAGGAGCUCAAAGCACGAAAGAUCAAGGAAUUAGAGAACUUGGAAAAGGAGAAAUUGGCGACAGGAAUCGGUCGAUCUGCUAGGGUCACCGAGGAAGUCUAG